Molecule: messenger RNA, 2231 nt
Organism: Salvia splendens (bonfire salvia)
Lineage: Eukaryota; Viridiplantae; Streptophyta; Magnoliopsida; Lamiales; Lamiaceae
Product: rust resistance kinase Lr10
Exons: 2
Coding region: 867-2183 (438 amino acids)
Biological process (GO): protein phosphorylation
Molecular function (GO): protein kinase activity; ATP binding
Source: RefSeq, a predicted model, not a curated record
UCUGAAGCAGGGAAGGAUGUCAGUGACUGAAUAUGAUAGGAUGUUUUGCGAUAUGUCUCGCUAUGCGCCUGGUUUAGUGGACACAGACGAGAAAAUGGCAGAAAAGUUCUGUACCGGCCUGAUGUCAGAGAUAAGAAUGGCACUGGCUAGCCAUGGAGGUCUGUCUUACGUUGAAUCACUGGGCCGAGCCCUUGACAUCGAGGCAACCAUGCCUAAGGAGAGGCCGACUGCACCUUUCACUACUGCUCCACCGCUGCAACAACAGCAGGUCCCUCGAGAAAAGAUGAAGUGGGAAGGAGACCACGUCUCGACUGAAGCUAAGAAGUCACAGUUCGCUCUAAGGCCACCGCAGAACAGUGGGCGUCAGACUGCCCCAACUCAAGCUGUGGAGCGCCGAGCCCAGGCCCCUCGCUGUGCAAGAUGCUCAAGGAACCAUCACGGAGAAUGCAAGGCCGGAACCGAUGGGUGCUUCAACUGUGGCCAGAAGGGACAUUUCUCCAGGAACUGCCCAAGCAAAGUAGCUGGGACGGGAGGACAGCGUUCGCAACUUUACGAUUUUGAAAUUUGUUACGUGCAGCGCUUCUCGUGCUUUUUCUCGCCAUUGUAGGUGCGCUCUCGAUUAAUGGUUGAUAGUAUUGUCUUGUUUAUCAGUUUGUGACAUCAAUGAAGACAGAGUGGGUAUGAUUGCUAUAGUUCUAAUUUUGUCAAAAAUACUUCAGUUUGUUUAACUGCAGCAGUAAACAUCCUUGUGGCGAUCACAGUGGGAUUUGCCAGUGCUUUGGUUCUGUCAUUUGUUUUGAUGGAAAACUGUAAGAAACUUUACAUUCGUUUGUCUUUUUAGUAGUAUCAUUCAUUUAUCUGUUUUGAUGGUCAAAUAUUCGUUCAUUAUCAUCAUGUAUCCGAUGUUCUUGCAGUUACCUAUUCAUUUGGAGAUGAUGUGGCACCUAAAUUCAUAUUCACUGGUGCGCUUUACAUCUAUGUCUGAUUAUGAAUUGCAUCGGUGCUGUCUUUCAUAUGAAGAUUUGGAGAAAUUUAUGUUUUUGUUUGGUGUCAUCUCGAGUAUGAUCAUAUGUGCACCAAGGAUCAUCAUUGGUCCUUUCGCUGUGUGGUUUCUGAUUUACAAAUUCCGAAGAAGGCGUUAUUCCACAUAUGAUGCUAUAGAAAGCUACCUACAAGGCGAUAACAAACUCGUGCCAAUAAGGUACUCGUAUUUGGAUCUGAAAAGGAUGACUAAAGGUUUCCAAGAAAAACUGGGUGAAGGAGGCUACGGUUCUGUUUACAAAGGGAAGCUCCGAAGUGGCCUUCAUGUAGCAGUUAAACUGUUGGAGAAAUCCGGAGGAAAUGGGCCAGAUUUUAUGAAUGAAAUAGCAACUAUUGGAAGGAUACACCAUGUCAAUGUAGUGACAUUGGUGGGCUAUUGUGCACAAGGCUCCAAGCGUGCCCUUGUCUAUGAUUUCAUGCCAAAUGGUUCCCUCGAAAAGUACCUUUUUAAUCGACAAGAAAAGAGUUCCUUAAAUUGGGACACUAAGUUUGAGAUUGCGGUGGGAGCUGCUCGAGGGAUUGAGUAUUUACAUCGAGGGUGUGAUGUUCAGAUCUUACAUUUGGACAUCAAACCUCAUAAUAUACUUCUUGAUGGCAAGUUUGUACCCAAAAUAUCUGAUUUUGGGCUGGCAAAGUUUUUCUCCAUAGAUAAGAAAGCAGUGACCAUGACCGCUGCUAGAGGAACCAUAGGGUAUGUUGCUCCAGAACUAAUUAGCAGGAGUAUUGGGGAAGUGUCGUACAAGGCUGAUGUGUAUAGUUUCGGGAUGUUGUUGGUGGAAAUGGUAAACUUAAAGAAAGACUUGGUAGGAGUGAAUGAUGGUCUAGAUCAGUAUUUUCCAAAUUGGAUUUAUGAGUGUUUUAACCAAAGCAAAGAAAUUGAAAUGCUCAAAGCUAUUGAAGGUGUUGGCUACGAUGAUGAUAGCAUUAGGGAUAUUGCUCUGAAGUUGACGAUAGUUGCAUUGUGGUGCAUACAAAUGAAUCCAAAUGAUCGUCCAUCAAUGAGUAUGGUAUUGAAAAUGUUGGAAGGUAAUGUUCAACGUCUACAGAUUCCUAGGUACCCAUCUCAGUCCAACAAUAUUGUUAUUAAUGUCGAUCAAUCUGAGAUUUCAUAUUCCACUAGCUCUAUGUUGGCUACCUUAUGAUAUUUCUUCCUCUUCAUAGAUUACUGCUGAAGAGUAUAUGUAAAUAUA